UGUGGAUUUUUCCUUGACUUAUGCUUAUGCUUUCAUGGUGUUACAUCUGAGUGACGCAUUUUAACAACACUGCAUGCAACAUUUAUAAGCCAGCAGCAUCUCAGGUGUUUUAGUUGAAGCCACUGAGAGGACAUCACUGAUCACAAAGGCGGGAGACCCUGCGCGUUGGAAGCAUUUGAGCCUAAAUAAUAGGAGAGAUAGACGUAUACGAUCGGAUCACGCGUAAAGUGUCUCCUUAUAGUCUUCACGAAUCUCGGUUUGACUCUUCUGACUCUUAGGACGCAGCAGGAGCAGCAGUGUUUAUCGUCAGGUUCUUCUCAUCACUCCGACUUUUUUCACAGCAGCUGUAGGUGUUCUCAAUGUUCGGUAACCUGCCCUUACCCUCGGUCAGGGUCUGUUGUUAGUGCUCGAGGACGUACACUCAUACUGAGCUGCACAGACAGCUGCACCGGCCCCCUCCACGCUCAACCCCUGCGCUAUGAGCAGAGGGAGAGGAGGCCUUUCAAGAGACCACUACCACAGGCAUCCUUCGCCCGACUUCCAGGCCAAGGACAGAGACCACAGACCUGGCCCUGCCUCAUUCAACCCUAGAUCUGGCCCACAGCAGAGUCCAUAUUCAAGCUACUACCACAGUCCCGGCCAUUCCUUUGUUCCCAUACAGCCCCCAUCUCUCAUCCCCUCCGCUCCACUCAUCCCAAAUCACAAUAUAGGGGCACAUACACCAGUGCCUUACAACAGCUCUUAUAAUUACAAUUACAGUCCCAGCCCCGGUCCCAAUUCAUUCAGGCACCACCAGAUUGAGUUCUUGCGAGGACAGAAUAGUGAAGCGCCACAGUUCAGAGUGAGCCCACGUGGUGGUGGUGGUGGUGGUGGUGGUGGUGGAGGUAGGGGCAACCAGAGAUACCCAAACUCCAGCAGCAGCCCUAGAGGUAGAGGGGGGUUUAGUCAGGACCGGAAUUUUUCAUACCAGCAAAGUGUAAGAGCUCCCAGAGGCUCCCCUGGUCCUCCACACCUGAGUCAAAACCUCAGCUAUUACCCCAACAGGCAGUGGGGCAACCAAACAGACUCUCUUUAUGAAGAUUUUCAGAAUUUGUCCCUUCACCGAGACAGACAUAACAACAGAGGAGCAGAGAGGUUUGACCAACAUUCUUCAUCCAGCAGCUCAGGAUGUGUGAGUUACACAAGAAUUAACAUCCACCUCACUCCUGAAAUCCAAGACCAAGUACACAGGGCUUUGGCAGCUUUACAACCAAGUGAAACUAUUCCUGCAAAGUCUUUAGCUAAAAAGCUCCAUUUGCCCAAAAGCAUAGUUAACAGGGCUCUCUACUCUUUGGAGCGUUCGAAGAAGGCCUCCAAGCAAGGGCUCCUCCCUCCUGAGUGGAGUCUGUACAGAGAACCUCUCAGAGGCGAGGACGUUCAAAACUCUGAAACACAAAGUCCAUCGUCGCAUCUCUGUGUCGGCUCAGAACAACCUCUAAAACCUGAAGCUAAGGUUGAGCCGAAAACAGUAACAGCAGAAUACCGCGGACAAACCAAAGAAGAGGGCUCGGACACAGAAUCCACUUCUUCUCACUUCUCCUCUUUAGAGUCAUCAGACUCUGAACUAUCCCAGUCACCAGCUAUAGGUCCGCCCCACGAGAAACGACACCCCAGCUCCACCAGCUCCACUGAUAAGGAACCUCAUCCUCCCACCAUGUCGGAGCAGAAAGAGCUGGUUCUGCAGUAUCUCCUGCGUUCAAGGGAAGCCACUUCUCUUGUCAUAGCCAAGAAUCUAGGUCUUAGGAAUGCAAAGCAGGUCAAUCCCACCCUCUACGCCCUGGAGAAGCAAGGUGAAGUCAUUAAGAAUGGAGAGGUCAACCCUCCCACCUGGGAGCUCUCAGACCACCGCAGAGAAAGGAUGGAGAGGAUCCUUAAAGCUCAGUGCUUUAAGCCGGAGGAGGUUGCGAUGUCGAUAGAGGGCGAGAAGAGAGGAGGGUCCAUGUGUCUGUCGUCAUCAUCGCUACUUUCAAUACCAGGCCUGGAGCCACUGCCACAAUCAGAGAACUGGACACCUGAGCAAAGUGGGAAGGAAGUGUCGCAUUCCUCCCACCCGCCUUCAUCCUCAUCUCAAGACGAGGAAACCACUGAAGGACAGUGGGCCACAGACGACAUCCCAGAAUUCCUCAACACCAUACGGCGGGAGACAGACGCUGAGAAACGAGCAGCGGAGAAGAAUCAUUCUGUAGGAACUGUCGCUGUGUCACUGGCUGCUCCCCCUCCACAGAACCUGUUGGCCAAAUUACAGGAGUUGAGACUAAAGAACCCUGUCAGCGGCCUCAUGGAGUAUGCCCAGUAUCUGGGCCAGAACUGUGAGUUCCUGCUCCUUGACCAGUCAGGACCUUCUCAUGAUCCAAGGUUCCGUAUGCAGGUGAUGCUCAACGGAAGGCUGUUUCCUGCCGCAGAAGCUUCCAGUAAGAAGACGGCAAAAAAGGAUGCCGCUGCAGCGACCCUGCGCGUUCUUAUCGGGGAGAUGCAAGGAGGUACGAGCACGGGAGAGGUGGGAAGUGCUGCCAGUAUGGACCAAGUGAUGGAUCUACACCCAGACACCAGUGGUCCGGCCGAAGGCACAGGGGGGACUUGUGGGAGUGUGGAAGCCACGACGGAGGGGCCUCGCCAGCCACUGUCACGCUCUCUGCCUGGUGGGAAGAAUCCGGUGUCUGUCCUGAUGGAGUACAGCCAGCGCAGCGGGAAGGCCAUCGAAUUCAUCAUCACUAGGCAGGCAGGCCCACCACAUGACCCAAGGUUCAUGUACAGGGUGAAGGUAGGAGAGAGCUUGUUUCCAGAGGCCUCAGCUCCAAGCAAGAAGGCAGCCCGGCAGUUGGCGGCAGAGGAGGCUGUCAAAGAAUUAAUGUCUGAUGGGAAGCUGCAGCUCAACAGGCCUCAGUUACCCCUGGGCUCCUCCAGCGACAGUGAAGGCAGUGGUUAUGGGACUGCGUGUCCAUCUUUGCCCCCUCUGACUGCUGACGAGCUGCGAGUAGCACACGAAUCAGGAGUAGGAGACCUUAUCAACCACCUGAACAACAACGCUGUGUCAGGUCUUCUGGAGUAUGCUAGAGCGCGCGGCUUUGCAGCUGAGAUCCGACUGGUGGGCCAGUCCGGGCCUGCACAUGAGCCUAAGUUCACCUACCAGGCUAAGCUGGGUGGACGCUGGUUCCCUCCAGUGUGUGCGUCCAACAAGAAGCAGGGAAAACAGGAAGCGGCAGAUGCUGCUCUACGGGUUCUAAUAGGAGAAGCUGAGAAGGCAGCUCGUACUGGGGAGCUUAUUCCCGCUGAGCUACCAGUGAGCGGCAGCACUUUGCACGACCAGAUAGCCAUGUUGAGCCACCAGCGUUUCAACUCCCUGACCACACGCAUCCAGCACAGCCUCCUGGGACGCAAGAUUCUGGCCACCAUUGUCAUGAGGAGGGGAGAGGGCCUGGGGACUGUUGUCAGCCUGGGAACUGGAAACCGCUGCGUUAAAGGGGAGGAGCUGAGCCUUAAAGGGGAGACUGUUAAUGACUGUCACGCUGAGAUCAUCUCCAGACGGGGAUUCAUUCGAUUUCUGUACAGUGAACUGCUGAAGCACCACGAUGGCGCAGAAGAUAGCAUAUUUGAGCUAGGGGACAAUAACAAAAUGAAAGUCAAAUCGGACAUAACCUUUCACCUCUACAUCAGCACGGCACCUUGUGGGGACGGUGCUCUCUUUGACAAGUCCUGCAGUGAGGCAGGGGAUGACCUUGAGGGUCAUCAGCCUCUGUUUGAGAAUAACAAGCAGGGAAAACUCCGCACCAAAGUGGAGAAUGGCGAGGGCACCAUUCCAGUGGAGUCCAGCGACAUUGUGCCCACCUGGGACGGCAUCCAGCACGGUGAGAGGCUACGAACCAUGAGCUGCAGUGACAAAAUCCUGCGCUGGAACGUGUUGGGUCUGCAGGGGGCACUGCUCUCCCAUUUCUUGCAUCCCAUCUACCUGAAGUCCAUCACUCUGGGCUAUCUGUACAGUCACGGUCACCUGACACGUGCUGUCUGCUGCCGACUGGCCAGAGACGGUAAAGCCUUCACCCAAAGUCUCCCUCCUCCCUUCAUGCUCAACCACCCAGAGGUGGGCAGGGUGAGCGUGUACGACUCCACCCGUCACAUUGGCAAGACCAAGGAGUCCAGCGUGAACUGGAGCUUUCCUGAUAAGCACAGUGUGGAGGUGCUGGAUGGAACGAAGGGGAAUCUGGAUGGGACCAAAUUGAGCGUAUCCAGAGUGUCCAAGUCCAACCUCUUCUGCCUCUUCCGCUCUCUGUGCCAGCGGUGUGGCCGCGCUGACCUCCUCACCGUGCCUUCCUACUCCCAGGCCAAGAUGUCGGCCGUGUUCUUCCAGCAAGCCAAGCAGCAGUUCUUCCGAGCUCUCAGCAUCCACGGUUAUGGCGCCUGGAUCGGCAAACCCCUCGAGGAGAAGAGCUUUGAGUCAGGGGAGGGAAGCAGGAACAAUGGGGUGGGUUUGUCAUUGGGAUACGGCGGCAGUAGAAACGGAGCAGCAAUGGAAUUCAAGACAGAGGAGGCAUAGAGCAGUGUAGGGUGUGUGUUGAAGUGGGUAGUGUACGGUUAAUAUGCAGGGGGCGGGAUGUGGGGGGGAGCAGAAGGCAGGGACUGAUUUAAAAUGUGGGUUUGAUGGAAGUGGUGGCCAGAACUGUUUUUUCUAAUAGAACUUGGUGGAGAGGAAAAGAGAUGAAUAAGGACAUGAUUGGUGAGCGGAACAUGGUGAGGCUGAGCUGGGUCACAGAGAUCUAAUGGUGUACAGAAUUCAGUAAACACUACAGAUAAAAAGGAAGUAGUUUGAAAUCGGUAAAACAUCAUAGUAAACAUUGCAGCAAAUCGGGGUUACUGUUUUGGUCAGCUUCCUUCAUACCGUUUAUAUCUGGGUUUGCUUCAUAUUGUAAUUUGUUGUAUCGUUUGGCAUAUACUGCCAUGUUUUUCCACUCUUCCACUUGAUGUGUGAACUCAUUUUUGGACCUGUUUGAUUUUGUCCUCUUCAGUCGACUGUUUGCUGUCUAAUUUUGCCAUGAGAGCUAAAGUAGCUUACAAGUGCUGCUAAUUGGCUUUCGACCCCAUAUGGCGUGACUUAGUAGCCAUGUUUGUGUUUGUGUUUGUGAUUUAGGUUAAUUUGGAGUUCAAGUCCUCUGCCAUCAAGUGCUUUUUAUUUUUUUGCUCCGUGUUCAAAUGCGUGGAAAUUCAAGAAGAAGCCAAGGGGGGGAUGCUCUCAGCAAGGAUCACUCAAGUGAUAUGUAAUAAGUAAACAAGGAGUACAAGAGGCUUUCACUGUACAUACGAAGAAGCUUAAUUUGAGCUGUUACUCUGAUCACAAACAACCAAGCAUUUAUUCUUCAAGAUACAAGGCUUAAGCAUCCUGUACACACACUCAAUCCUUCAUCCAGGCCCCUCUUUGUGUACAAUUCAAACUUCCUGCACACACUCAGCCGUCUUUUCAUCCACGUGUUGCCAUUGUUGCUGUUAGAAUAGGUCAAGCAGCCCCUUUCAUCAGUCCCAUAAACUCUCUGUGCUUUGUGCUUUUGAAUCCAUUUCUUAUGUCAUGGCCUCAGAGGGUUACCUUUUUUAUGUUGUUUCUGUGUGAUUUUGAAUAUAUCUUUUUUUUUUUUUUUUUUUUUCACUUCUCUCAAUCAGUUCAUCAACCGCUGGCCAUGUUGGAGAGUCCUGUAGAGUGGACUCUCCUGCCUGCAGCCUACCUGCACACUGUUUUAUACAUCUCGAUCAGAAAAGGCUCUCCAGGAUCUCCAGCAUGGCCAGCUCUUGACGAAUACAAAGUGAGGUCAGUUGUGUUGUCUAAGGAGAGCAUAUGAGCUGAUCUUUCGUUUGAUUACAUGUCAAUGGAUGGUGCAAUAUAUACAUCAGGUUUAUACAUAUACAUGGACACACAGAUGCAGGGUGGGGUCCGAAAGCCUGAGUCCAGUUCCAAAAGUUCACUUUAAAAAGGGAAACUGAAGAACUGUAAAAAAAUAUCCCUCUUACUUUUUAUGAAUGCAGUAAGAAGAGAGCAAACUGUUUUGAUCAUGGUAUUUUAUUUGACAUUUUCUCACUUAUACAGAGCGUUUUGAGGAAAGAUUUUGUUUUAAGACUAACCUGAGCACACCUGAAGAUUAUGUCACAGAUAUUUAGUAAUCUGUUAAAGCUUGCUCCCACAGAUGUUUCUUAUGUUUGAAGUCUGACCACUACAACUGACUCAAACAGGUCAGCACUCCAUAAUACCAUGGACAGUUUGGUGGUGCUCUGAUGCAUGUGCAGAGCUAUAGUUUUUCAAGAGAAUAAAAGAUUUUACGACAUGCCAAGAAGGAAUCGAUACGCAGUUUGCUCUUUUACUGCAGCCCUGGAGUUCAAGCUUUAAUAGAAGACUUUAUUGUUGCCUUCAGUUGUGAUAAACACCUUUGUUUUCAUUAAGAAAGACUUCAACUAUGACUUGUAAAGAAGUGGGAAACAUUUUUCAGAGAAAGUCCUUUAUCCGGUUACAGCAGGAAGUGGAAUCUUGUUUUAAGUGUUUGUUGCAUUAGCUUAAAGAUUGCAUUAAAAUAGCAAACGUUGGAUUUAAAUGUUUUGAUUAAGGAGCUUAAGGAGUUAUUUGUUUGUAGUUUUAAUCACUAAAACGUACUUCUUGAUAUUGGACUCAGACUUUUGGACCCCACCAAUAUGCAGACAAAUUGGUGUUCAAGUUUAAUGUUGUAAAUAGACUGUGUGUGUAUGUACAUGUGUAGGUUUAAUGUAUAUAUUUUGUAAAUCAUCUAUAAUUGCUUUUCUAACAUUGUUUUAAUUGAACAUGCUGUUUUUUACCUAUGGAGUUUGGAGCAGAAAUAAAAAAAAGUAGCAAUGUUCCAGGA
Molecule: messenger RNA, 6890 nt
Organism: Notolabrus celidotus (New Zealand spotty)
Lineage: Eukaryota; Metazoa; Chordata; Actinopteri; Labriformes; Labridae
Gene: adar
Product: adenosine deaminase RNA specific
Exons: 16
Coding region: 479-4570 (1363 amino acids)
Biological process (GO): RNA processing; adenosine to inosine editing
Cellular component (GO): cytoplasm; nucleolus
Molecular function (GO): double-stranded RNA adenosine deaminase activity; double-stranded RNA binding; tRNA-specific adenosine deaminase activity
Source: RefSeq, a predicted model, not a curated record